CCUCGACAGUAGAAAAUGUUCCUACUUUCGGUUUGGGUUUUCUGCACGAUCUUAGUGUCUCAAAUGAUUAUGGCCGAACAUUCUAUAGAUAGCCUCAAAACUAGAACAUUGGAAAUUGAUUUACCAGUCCUGGAAUCUUGCAAAGAUGCGACGAACGACUCAUCAAGGACAAUAGUCGUUCUGGCGAGUGGACUAGAGGUGAUGUGCGACACCGAAACAGAGGGGGGAGGCUGGACGAUGAUCCAGAGAAGAUUUAACGGACACUUGGAUUUCUAUCGGGGGUGGGAGGAGUACAAGUUCGGGUUUGGAGAUUUGGAUAAAGGUGAGUUUUACCUGGGCAACGAGAAAAUCCACCAGUUGACGAUAUCCAGAAGACACGAAUUGAGGAUCGACUUCACAUAUAGGCAAAAAUACUACGCGAAAUAUGCCAAGUUUCAGGUGUAUUCAGAGUUAGAAGGUUACAGACUUAACAUCAGCGGUUACACAGGCAAUGCUGGGGAUGCUCUUACUGAACAUCACAACAAUCAAAAGUUUAGGACAUUCGACAGAGACACAAAAUUAAAUUGCGCCAAGCGUUUCCACGGAGGCUGGUGGUAUAAUGACUGUCAUUUUGCCAAUCUGAACGGACUUUGGAGAAAUGUCGUGUUCGGCAAGGGUCUCAAUUGGUAUCCUACGACAGGUUUUUACAACUCGGCUACAUUCACGGAAAUGAAAAUAAGGCAGAUUUAA
This is a messenger RNA of Physella acuta, 729 nucleotides long. Its product is annotated as microfibril-associated glycoprotein 4-like. NCBI's taxonomy places the organism in Eukaryota, Metazoa, Mollusca, Gastropoda, Physidae. The record is from RefSeq and is a predicted model, not a curated record.